AAAUAAUUAAAAAAUUGGCAAUCAUUUAUGUAAGUCUCUUUUUAUUAAUAUUAGUAAUAAUAUUUUUUGUUUUGUGAAAACAUAUAUACCUCCUACAAAAGCCACACACUAAAGAAGAAUCUUGAAAAUCCGAUCAGUUUUAAGAGCGAGGCAUUGAUUUGGUUGUUUUCCGGCAAGAUUUCUGCUGCAAGAAAUUGCUGCUUCUCCGAGGAUCACAAGAUUCUCAGAGCAAAACCUUGCAAAACUCUUCCUGUGGUUCAGUACUAUAAUGGUUUUUCAUGAAAAUAUAGCUACCUGAGAAGUGAGGGACGAUAAAUUCAGCCAAGGAUCGUUGAACAAAGAGAAAAUGGGAUUUCAGAAAUUUCUCAAAUCCAUUCCAAAACCAACAGCUUCUGAUCGGACUUCACUGCUACCUCUUACUGUGAGAACGAUAGAUUCCUCAUUGUGCACCACUAACAACCUCACGUCUGUUGCUCAAAACCAACUGAACCAACUCAUGGAAACCCACCUCAAACCCUCUUUCACAGCCAAAGAUUUUCUCUCUUUUCUCAAGAACCGUGUCCAUUACCACCCUAUCCUCACUAACCUUGACUUCUACCUCUUCAACUAUGCUGCUUCUGUCGAUUCGUUCCGUCAUGAUCACACCACCUUUGAGUGGAUGGUCCGCACUCUUGCCACCACCCACCGCCUCCAAUUUCUUACUACUCUCCUCCAAUUUAUUUCUUCUAACCCCUGCCCUUGUGCUGAUGGUAUUUUCUCUUGCCCCAAAACUGAACCUAUUUUUCGUUUUGCCAUCAAUGCUUAUUGCAAAGCUGGUAGAUUUGAUGAUGCAUUGUUAGCUUUUGACACAAUGAGAAGAUUGAUUGAUGGAAAGCCUGAUGUUGCUGUUUGCAAUAUAAUAAUUCAUGGAUUUGUGAAGUUUAAGCAUUUUGAUAAGGCCCUGGAGUUUUACCAUAGGAUGAUUGGAGAACGAGUAAAGCCUGAUGUAAUUACAUUCAAUACUUUGAUUUCUGGGUACUGUAAGAACUCGCAAUUGGGCCUGGCUUUACAAAUGUUUAAGGAGAUGAAAACUCAUGGAUGUGCUCCAAAUGUAGUUAGUUUUAAUACUCUAAUUAAAUGGUUUCUUUUGGAUGGUAAGAUUGAGGAGGGGAUUGGGAUGGCCUAUGAGAUGUCUGAGAUGGGAUGGGAGAUUUCGGCAGUGACUUGUGAGAUUUUGGUUGAUGGGCUUUGCAGGAAAGGAAUGAUGUUGAAAGCAUGUGAUUUAUUGGUUGACUUUUCAAGGAAAGGGGUGCUGCCAAGAACAUUUGAUUAUUUUGGGUUAGUUGAGAGGCUUUGUGAGGAAGGGAAUGUGGCCAGAGCAAUGGAAUUAGUGCUUGAGUUAUGGAGGGACGGGAAUUCUCCAAGCUUGAUCGCUUGUACAAUCUUAAUUGAAGGCUUAAGGAGAACAAGAAAGAUUGACGAAGCAUAUGAAAUUAUGGAGAAAAUGCUGCAGGAAUGUAUGCUUCCGGAUAGUGUAACGUUUAAUUGUCUACUUAGUGACAUGUGUGAUGCAGGAAGAGCAAAGGAAGCGAAUAAGAUGAGGUUAUUGGGUUUAAGCAAGGGCUUGGAUCCUGAUACUGUGACAUAUAAUAUUUUAGUAUCAGGUUUUAAGAGGGAGGGUAGAAAGAAGGAAUCUGAAGCUUUGGUGGAAGAGAUGUUGGAUUUGGGGUUUAUACCUGACAUUGCUACUUAUAACAGGUUGAUUGAUGGACAAGCUAAAUCAAAACGUUAAUUUUCUUUGCCCCUAGUUUCUUCAAAUUGAUUCUACUUGCAUGGUUUCAAUUUAUUGAUCCAUGUGUGGACAUGAAGACAGGCAUAUUAGAAGUACCGAUGGAGAAAAUCAAUGAUUCUUUUCCUUGUUCUUUCAAUCGUCUGCAAAGAAGAUAGGUGUGUUAUGUAUCAUCAAGUUCUUUUUUGAGAGAGUCAACUAAGGCAGCAGCUUGGAGUUCUCAUGGCUUAAAAUGGUACAAAACUGUCAUCAUCAACAGCUCUAUUUUUGCACUGCAACUGAUCAUAGCAGAUAUGCUGCAUAUUUCUUAACUAACAUGGAGUACAGUGGACUCCACCACAGAUUAAAAUGGAAGCUCUGCUAUGCUGGGAAGGACAAAGAAGCAAUUCAAGAGAAUGUGAAAAACAGUAUUAAUGUGUACCCAUGAGCAGUUUUUCCGCAGAGAAACACAUGUUUUGAGACUCUGUUUCUCAGGUCCUUCAAAAUACUACCGGGUGUAUAGUAGAUCUUCCAAAAGUUAUUCAUCAGUAACAUUUUUGGUCCAUAUGCACAGGAAGCAUGGGUUCUUCAUACCUGAUGUCAAGUAUCUGAAGGAUCCUAACGGCUUCCUCACAUUUCUUAGUCUCAGGGUAAUAUUAUUGGUUUCUUUUUCUUGUCUACUCUUCAAGUUUACUUAGAUAUUUAUGGGUGGUUUAUUUAAUCAGAAAACUGAUGACAAUAACAAAGUUAAAGCUCUCUUUAUGUC
This is a messenger RNA of Solanum dulcamara, 2513 nucleotides long. Its product is annotated as pentatricopeptide repeat-containing protein At2g36240. The record is from RefSeq and is a predicted model, not a curated record. Bases 347 to 1771 code for a protein of 474 amino acids. Gene Ontology annotation, molecular function: protein binding. The transcript has 3 exons. Lineage: Eukaryota; Viridiplantae; Streptophyta; Magnoliopsida; Solanales; Solanaceae.